GUCAUGGCCUCGGUCAGGGAAGAGUUCCAAAAAGCGUAUGAGAAUCGCGAAAAGCCGGCCGAGGCAGUGCUGCAUAAAGCGUUGAGCUGGCUGCGGGAAAAAGUCGCUUUUAAGGUUUUCGCAGAGCGUCUCGAGAAGAUGGCUUCCGAGAAUGCCGCAGAUAUCCAGCCCCAGGAGUAUCUCGAUGCACUCGUCACUCUUAACAAUGUCGUCGAUUAUGAGCUCUCGUCUACUAUGCAUCAUGAGAAAGUGCGUCUUUGCUGAGAAUCGCGCUUAACGCGUUCACGAGCACUGCGAACUUUUUUGAUGUGGUGCGAACUCUUUUUCUACCGUGUGGGAAGUGUCGGGCAACGGCAAACUCAAAAGAGCCAUUUUUUUCUUCGGCUCUCUCGUUUAUCUUCUUACAUGGUCCGAAAAGGGUCUAAGUCUUCCAUGAUUAAGAUAAAGAUUAUGAUUAGCAGUGUGACAUUUUGCAGACCACUACGAGGAGAAAAAAACAUCCGCAGUAUCAGUAGAGAAAUGAAAUAAUAGAUGCAAACUCUAGGUGCGAGACGAUGACUACCCCUAAAUCAAGAUCAUGUUCGAGUGGACAAAGACCAAGCAGCAUCUAGUACGAACGAUUAAUUUCGAAAUAUUCUGGGAAGAGGACAAAAUAAUAACACGCGAAGAAAAGAAAACCGUCCAGCUCUAUUUCGCCACGCUUCUAGAUUCUGCGAUGUUGAUACCUGGGAUCAUCCGCGACUCCGGUGCGGUUCAGAAAGCGGUUAGUGUUAGAGAUAGGCUGAGGAGUAUCCUCGUGCAGUAUGCAGGAACUUACGAGGAUCGCGCCCGUGUGUUCGCCAAGGCAUACAGUGAUUUUAACGACGGAAAGCACAUAGAGAAGCAGCUUGAAUAUAACGGCGCAAAAGCGGUAAGCCAAUACAACUUGCUAGGAAAGAACAUAGGAGCAAAGCUCGAUGCUGCAAUUGAGGCAGCUCCAAAGACGACGCCUCCAGACACAAUCGUGGCCCAGGUCAAAGAACAGUGUAUGGGAUUGACUUUCCGAAAGUAGAGAACCCUCCCACUCAGGAUCUCUUGUAUGUUUGUACCCAAAAGAGAUAGAAAAACUCACAAAAGUUGAAAUCUUCAGAAUCAAUGUCGUGGAAAAGAGGACAUGCUUUUUUUUCUCUCUUCUUCAUGAAAAUCAAAGCGAUGUGGGCCGCGGUGAGCCCGUCCGCGGAACAGCGAGACACCCCCGAAGUUACGGCUUCCGCGAUAGUCCAUCUCCAUAGGGGUCCCUCAAGCGCAUACAACCGAAUUCAACGGAAAUGCUAGGGCGAGCGCUUGAGGGAUCUCCACAGAGAGGACCGGCCCGGGUGAGCUCUAAGUCUAACGCCGCCACUGUCAAAGAAGUUGUUCACUUACGGCUCGCCUCGGUCUCUGAAUUCAAUCCUGUAAGGGCCAUUUGUUUCCACAUAGAGUCUCCAUAUGAGUCGCUUACUCUCCCACCUCUACUGAACCGAAGCUUCAUAUUGAAAGGUUCCUCUAGCAUGAUAGAUGUAUGGUCCGAUACAACUACUACAAGAAUAUUUGGAGUAUACUAAGUUUCAAUGUGAGCAGCUUCGUGGUCUCUUUUUACUCAGUGCAGCUCCGCCUCUAAUGUACGAAGUGCUGGCUUGGGCGGGACAGGAUUCGGUGCUAGGGCCCGUUCCUCAAGGUCGAUUCCGGAACCGUGUAAUUUUUCUGCAAGGCCGGGUAGACGCUGAACACACCGAGUACAGCCAGGAGUACUCGGAUCUCAUAGACAUUCUGCACAUCGUCGUUCAUUAUGGGUCUUUCUCUUUGCUAUCUGGAUUGUAAACAUGGCUGCUUAGAAGUAAAAAGUACUCUAUUGGAACAAAUAUUUAUAAGAGAAAAACCACUUUGUAAACGUAAAGAAUAUUUUUUGGAACCAGCAGGAGCAGCCAGGAUGCAGGUGAUGUAACUAAAAUAAAGUACAAAAAUUACCAAAAGUAUCUCUACAGAUCGACGAGUACUACUCAUUUAUUAAAAAGAGACUGCGUCUACUUGUUGUGUUGAAGAGGAAAGGCAGGAGCAAUUAAUACAGCACAACGGAAAUGAACCUUUUCUAAGAGAAGAUGAUACUUGGAUGCACGACCGGAACGUUGCUGGGCUGUCCAAAUCUGGAGGGAGAGGACUGGAAGAGGCUCGUGGUUAAGGGCUCAAAGUUGGUCUCUCUAUGAGCAUAUCUAUGACCUCUUCACUUUCAAGGAGGAAGAGGAGAGACAUUCAUGCUAGGUAGGGAUAGAUAUUCAGCUAGAUAGGUCAACAACUUGCAACCCCUAACUUGAAAUAUAUGAAACUCCUUAUGGGUGCUGCACGGGUUCACGCAGAGAACUCUCAACGAGGGAUCAUCAGGUCUACGACCAACCUUGCGCAAGUAAGCAGUGUGAUCUAUUUGCUUGAAACAGCCACAGCGUCAAGCGAUGCGAGCGUCAAUGGAGCGUCCGAGGUUAAGGGUUCUGAUCGUAAUUCCGCUUAAAAAGCAUCUUCUUUAGUCUUCUUUUCUUUAAGGGAAAGAAAUCACUUCAAUGGUGCUACUCACGAUGCUUUUUAAAUGAUGCUACUCACGAUGAAUUACGGUGGCUUCUAAGGAUGAAGUCAAGAAGCUGGAACAGAAAAAGCUUGCUGCGCUUUUCGACGUGACAGAGAGCGCUGAGCUACUGGUCCCCAGCUCAUUUUAUAGGAGAAACACCAUAGCGGAGAGUCUCCAAGAUCUUAGGCGUAUACUUGAUAGGGAGAGGGGAAAGGGUAUACACGCAGAGAGUAGAAAACUGGCGCAGAAGGUCAAGUCGAAUUGUAUGAAGUGAGCAGAUUCCCCAUUUUCCUAAUUCUACUUAUUUGUGUGUGGUCUUGUAGUUGUAGUUCUACAUCUUCUUCAUGAGCAAGGGGGUUAUUAGUUCUAUGUCGAUAUUCUUAUCGCAGGUUGAAGGGAGACGGCAUUCAAGAAAUGCCUCACUCCUGAUAUCUAGAUCUCCGAAUCACUGCGAACGUACAUAUUAAUUUCAUUUUGGAAGGUAAGUGCUUGUACCAAAGUAGACGGUCGGUAAGGGUAUUGGGGUUGUGUCAUUCGACAAUAACGAGAGCAAGAAUCUUUAGACUGCGAACACAGUACAAAGACCCCUCACGACAAUUGCACUUUCGACGAGUCAUGCAUUUUUUUUGUGUAUCUCUUGCUUCGUGAAAACAAGCAGCACGUCCCUCUUCACCCUCUCUCUUUCAUCAAUGUCGAAAGCUUGCGCGACGUGUGCGUGAAUGUCAACAGCGCGGUGAAGGAAAUCGGCGGCUGGGAUAAUAAAAGUCCCUGGAGUAUUCAGAAGGUCCUCGACGGCCACGUCGCAAUCAAAGGACAGUUAUGUCUACACAAGAGUAUUCAUGAUUUCCGCUGAAAGUAACUACGUUACUCAAAGUCAUGGCAGAACUUCUCUUCUCUGAAAGGAAGGCUGCACCUGUUUUCCGUGGAAUUGAUAUUCUAUUUAAUAUUUGAGAAUCGAGGAUGAAUUUGGAAAAGCAACCACGCAGAGCUCCUCUAACCAUAUAUACAGAGGCGAGCGCGAUGUUGAGCUUGGGAAACGGCGUGGAAAAUAUAGCUAAUCAAGACAAAUUUUUCAAGCGCCUCAAAGAAUUGAGUGGGCUUUCUCGUGACGAAGCAAAAAAGCACGGCUUGGAGUAUCUCGAUCUUACACGUGCUCUGCACAUUCUAGUUGAUUAUGGGUUUUCAGUAAUAAUGGCAUCGUGUUGCGGUUGAGGACAGAAGUAAGUCCUAUGCUUCUUCUCGUCUUUGAGCAGAACUUUGGUCCUCUCUCUUUCUCAUUCUCUCUCUCUUCAAAUCAAUCACAUUGCAUAUUAUGGAUAUUUGAGUGCAACUACAAAUUCGUAUUCGAUGUGGUGCAGACUUCUAAUGAAAGCUGAUCGACGAAUGCACGCCGAUGAUGAAGCGGAUUCAAGACGAAUCAUCGUGGCACCCAAGGGACUCGAAUUUACAAGCGUUAGCAUUUCCGUGGGAGAGUGUGAAGAGGUACUACGAUAAGCUAAUGAGCGCCGCACUGGAGCCAAUACCCGCUACAGGGCUGAUAAGGCCAGAGCCGACGGUUGAGCUCGCGAAAGCACGCGAGGACCUGCAAGGUGCCGUUUGGAAGCGCUUCGAGUUGUACUUUGACGAGGAAAAACAGCCAGACAAAAUAAUCAAGACCAAAUUCGCCGAGUCGGAUGCAAGAACGAAAGAGCCACAGGUCGAUGCGUACGGAAACGUAGAAACCUUAUCGAUUCCGAAUCGGGAACUCUCAGUGAACAGACUACCGUUGAUAUACACAGCACUAGGCAAGGCCAUAGACGCAGGAAUUGUCGCAUAUGUCAAAGACAAAUUUAUGAAAGCAGUCCUGGAGGCGUUCGUUCCUCUGUGCAUCACAGAACCGAUCGCGGAGAUCGAAGUACUGUACUGCGGAGAUCGAAUCUAUAUCCAAGUCUUGAAUAUUGAAACUACUGCGAAUCACUAGGAUGAUUUACGUGGAGCAUCUUAUCUUUUAAGUAGGAAGUCCCUUCUAUGGGGUAUAAGAAGCUCCUGUCGCGGGAAGCCCCUCUGGGGUCUGUCACCCUAUGCAUAGGAAGGGCUACAAUAGUGGAAGUCUCUCCCACUGCAGCUGCAUUUCCCAACAGGGUGUAGGGCUUAGGGUUGACUUAGUGUGGUUUCAGCAGAGAUUUACAAUAAUCUAAACGCACCUUUCCUUUGCGGUUGUUUCUGUUUCCAGGCAGGAUCUUCCCAGUAUUUGUAUUGAUCUGAAGUAUGUAUAGACGUGGGGACAUGAAUAUUUCCACCUUUUGAUUGCAGAUAAGACGGCGCACACCCCCUUACUUUUAUUGCUGUUGCUAUUCUCGUCUCUCCUUCAUCAAUAUCCAAGGGGCUUAUGCACAUCUAUUCAACCGCGGAAACGAGGAUGCAAAUGCUUUAUGGCUCUCCGAAAUUCCUAAAUUUAGCAUACUUAUCCGUACAACGACAAGAACCUACUCACUUCAACAACAUCUACAAAAAAUGGACUCUUUUUUCACUCGUACAAAAAUGGACUCGUAAUUCUGGAAAAAUGAACUUUAUUCAGUAGACAAUGAAUCAGAUGAAUAUUCAACAGCAUGCACGAGGUCUAAAGAGAUGGAACGACCUGCAUCGGGAAGAUGUCCAGACAGCCUUUCAAGUUCGUCUCGGUGAAUUGCGCAAGUUCUCCUACGCAGAAGCAAAAGCGCACAGGCAGGAGUAUUCCGACCUCUUACAGGUUCUGCUUCUCAGCGUCGAUUAUGGAUCUGUUGUGCUUGCAUCUCGAGAAAGCGCAUCUUUUGAAUUUUCCUCAGCUGUAUUACUUGAAAAUUGAAGGUGCUACAUCAACAUUUAGGGAUCGAUUGCCCCAUAAUAUGACUACAAACUUAUAUAUUAAGUAAUUUCUUGAGUUUGAUUUUUUUAGAGAAGCGACGAAGGUAGAGAUGCGAACUGCAGACCCCUAAUGAAGACUGAUACGGAAAUGCGGGUCUUCCGUAAAAGACGACGAGGCUACGGAAUGUGGCCAGGCGGUCCUCGGCAAAGAAAAAGGUGCGCAAGGGGCGAUCAUGCCGUACUACCGAUGGAUCAUAGAAGCGGCAGUGUCAAAUCCAGUCGCAGGAAUCCUGAAGCCCACUGUCAAUGUGCCAAAUUCACCAAGCUAUCGGUACGCACAAGAGGUGGCAGAGGGCUUGGAUAGCGUUAGUCAACCGGAGACGAUGAUACUACUGGUUGGACACCAUAAUCACAAAGAAAAAGCAGGAGGAGGACACACUGGACAGGCAAGAAACACAUUAAGCGACCUUUUCAAAAAGCAAGAGCUUGGCCGCGGAGAGUUGCAGCGUGAUUUCUUAAGACAACCAGGAGAGCAUCCUCGGCAGCAUCCUAGAAUAUUUUCCAAAUGCGAAAAGACGCCAUGAAUGCUGCCAGUGAUCAUGACGCACUAGCUCUAAUACUCCAAGAAACGAAAGACGCACUAAGAAAGGCCAUUCAGGCUGAUGGAGGGAUUGUUGCACAGACCAGGUCAAAUUGUAAGAAGGAGGCCUAAGGUGAAUUAGACUAAGUCGUCCCUCGACAGGUGUUCCACACCACAUCAACGAAAAGUCGAACGACUUGACAGAUGCGCUUUUUCGGUUUACAAGAAUUAGAAUUAACUCAGAUUUUGAUUUUCCAAAUGAUCUUUAGUGUGUGCUGAGCGCUCUACUAGCAUCUUUAUUUUCAUACCAGAGGACACAGGCUUUUGCGAAUUGGAUUUUUCUUUGUUUAUUCAAUAGAGAGUCUCCCCGUUAGUAUAACAUAGAUCAUUAUCCUGAGGCGUCCUCACAAUAUAUGACAUGACAAUAAACGCUGCAUCUGUCGAGUUGAGGACUCUUUCAUUCAUUCAAAAAAAAAGAGCGAAAAUUAUGCUGUUCAUAGAAUAGUUUCUUCCCGGCUGGUCACCGGCGCCCAGUGGGGCAACGCUACCGCGCGAAAAGUCGACAGAUGACCUGCGCACCUCGACGCCCUCGGUCGAGGUCCGGGGCUUGGCUCUUGGUUCUGCGUUUUACGAAUGGAGCCCGGUUGGCUACCGGGGCCCGGCAGGGCAUCUACUCGCGCGCCCCAGCGCACCCCGCCGGCUGGCGACUAUUGGGGGUCGCAUCUGUGACUUUGGAAUCAGUCCAAUCGUGGCGCGGGUGGUUGUGCUUGUUUCUUGCCUGCGGUUCCACUGGCGUGCUGCGGUGAUCUUGCGGGACUGUCGGUUGCGGUCGGUGAUGCGUUGGCCCUUCGAAAAUAGCAGCCAGCGGCACCGGGCCCGCAGGGGUGCCGCCGCUCCCUUCUCGUGCAUGUGGUGCAGGCUUGUUGCCAUCGUUGCGCUACUUUACGUCCCUGACUACGAUGCAGCUUGCCCAUGCGCUUGCCUUGGCGUGGUGUGCCGGCUUUCGACUGAAUGCCCCUGACGGUGCUGCGCUUGUUGCCUUUACCGCUGCGCUUGCUUCUCUUUCUUCAGUGUUGGCCAGGGCCCUCCUUCAUGCUCGUGGCCCUUGUUUCACUAUGGCGGCACUGGCAAACGCACCCGGGCCGUGGCGCUUUUUGUUAGGGCUCUCCCGCUUUUGCCUAACGCGUCGCUGUGCUUCAGGUUCCGCCUGUAGGCCGCCUGUAGGUCUGUGGGUAGCAGUCUGUCUACCCUUCUCCGAAGAAUAAUAACCGAGUGGUAUCUUAAUGCUGCGACCUAGCGUACAACAACUCAUCGCCGGGCCAUCUUUACUGUUGUAUCAAGGACAGGCUGGACACUGAUCCUUUUAUCUGUCAAAGUGAUGUGCCAUCAUUGAUUUCUUGUUUGUAAAGAGUGCCUCCUCGUUAGUUCGAUCCUAUGAAUGUACCUGUCUGAAAUGCACACGAAUGGGUACGAUUCGGCCAAGUAUGUAAUAACAAUGGCACUUCGAAAUAAUAUACUGACGGAAGUGUAUGUAAUUAUAAAUAUAUAUCAUCUCCACUAUUGUCUUCCUCUUGCUUUCAUCAAUGUCGAAGCGUUGGAGUUCGUACUAUCCGCUGCUCCGGCGAAGAACGAGCGUGUGUAUUUAAGGCCGCUGAAGAUUCAAUUACACAGAUGAUAAGUUUGUUUCGUAGUGAACGGGCGCUGUUAUUUCGCAUAGCGUAGAAAAGAUGAAAUUCAGCCGCAAAGAAGAUGAAUUUUGGAAAUGCAAAAUGAACUACUUAAAACUAUGAUGUGUUCCUUCUCCUCUAACGUGCGGCUUAUUGAAUUGGGCAACCGCAAAAGGGAACGAGUUUUCCAAUCGCCUCAAGGUAUUGCAAGGCCCUUCUGACGCCGGCGGAAACAAUCACGGGGACGAAUACCGGGACUGCGUGGGGCUUUUGCGAACCCUCAUCCUUUAUGGAAUUCUGCUAAGGAAUAUAGGACGAGAGUCGUUUGCGAAAGCGUCUGUCGAAUUAGAUCUAAUCCCGCUCCUCCUGUUCUUUAUCUCUUAGUUCUCUCAGGUAGAAGAGCUAGAAUUAGGACGUACAACUACAACUUUAGGACUUUUCAUUCCUCUACCAGAAUUACAAUGUUCUCUCAGGCACUUAGACUUAACUCACGCUUGCCGCGACGUUAUUUUGAUUUUAUUCUAUCUUUUGAUUGCGGGGAAGAAGAUCACAUGCAGUUGCUUGUUGUAGACACUUAUAGUUUUGACUUACAGGAGAUGAAAAUGCAGGGAAGCGGGCCUACUUCUAAUGCUUAAUCAUACAUGGUUGUGAUGGCGCGAACUCUGUGGUCCGUUUGUCGGAAACGGUCGAGGCUUACUACACUAUGCUCAUGAAUGCUGCGCUGUUUUGGAACUUUGACCCAGGCGAGAAAGGGAUCAUCAGGCCCUCCUCCAUCGAGGAAGCACGUAGGGUACACGGCCUCGUUGCAACUGAUGAACAGAAUUGGGGCCUCAUUUCAAAAUGCCGACAGACGGUGCUUUACAACAACAAGGGUAUUACGAUCUGGCAGACGAAUGGAGUUUCAAAACCACGGACUUCAUCCGACCCGAAAAAAUCACAACGGGCCACCGAUAUCAAAUCGGAACUAAAUAACCGAAUAGGCCAGGCAGAACGGUUGGGCCUUACAAAGGCGCACCCCCAGGGCAGCCAGCGCAGAUGGCUUUGAAUCCCGGCGCCGAGCAUAGUAGGCACUGAUUGUGCUGUAGUGUCGAAUAGUCAAAGAAGAGCAGAGUUCUUAUCGAAGAGGAGGAUGCUAAGAGACUUUCUCUUGUUCACUAGCAUUUCAAUUUUUCGGUUUUGAAUAGUUGGAGGUGGUAUAUAUAUUAUAUAUAAGGUUAUGAGCGUACAGUUGGAUUUUCGAUGAGCAGUCUCUUCAAGAUGUUGUUAAUGAUCAUAACCUUAAUACUUUGGAAAAAACAUAUUUAUGAGAACGUAUGAGUACCAGUGCCUGCUAGUGAUGUUGGACAAUUCUCGUAUUUCUGCUGUUUCCUUCUUGGGAAUUUGAAGAAAUGAACCGAAGAAAUGAAUUGCUUGGAGCUCUAAGAUUGUAUAAAGAGCCUUGGUGGAAAAUUAUCAAAAAUGAAGCCAGGAGGUGGAGGAAAUGAACCAAGAAAACAGUUAAAGUUAUCGUUAUGGUCAGAAGAUUUUCUCAUCUCGUGUCAUCUCACCAUCUCGGUACCUACCUUUCUGCUUCAGUACCUACCUUUCUGCUCCAUGAAACUUUGAGUUAAUAGCAGCACCAAGACCAACAGGACAAGACGAGGCACCGAGAUGAUUAUCGGGUCGUCCUCGAGAUGAGUUCAAGGAACCUACUCUAACUUGAACGCAUUUAUCAGAAAGUAAGUUGCGAGGCCAAGGAUGAGCGCAGCAGUUACCUCCAGAUACGACUUCUUCAUCCAGUAAUAAGGUCUAUCAACAACUAAACCCACCACGACGAUUCCCUUCCACAACGUAAGAAUUAUACCGAUGAUUUCUUUGUCUUUGUCACACAGAAAAAAAAGUUGUAAAAGAAGAAUAUGAAUUUUUUUGUACUCAUGUCGUUCUUCAUGAUGUAUGACGUCAUCUUCGAUGACCAAAGCUGCAAGAAGAAGAGAGUUUCUAAAUGUUGUUCCAGUAUUAUCUUCGUUCCCGUUGUAAGUAACUAGGGAAGUUGCUCCUCUGGACCCCACGUGGCAAAUAUAGUGGGCUAGGAAGUUCCUCCUUACUGCAACAAGAUUUUUUUAGCUUCCUUGACUAUUUUGAAAACGAG
Amoebophrya sp. A25 is the source of this 9773-nucleotide messenger RNA. NCBI's taxonomy places the organism in Eukaryota, Dinophyceae, Syndiniales, Amoebophryaceae. The record is from the annotation of a GenBank genome assembly.